Messenger RNA from Necator americanus (New World hookworm), 2874 nucleotides. RefSeq lists its product as uncharacterized. Gene Ontology annotation, molecular function: protein kinase activity; ATP binding. Bases 1 to 2874 code for a protein of 957 amino acids. Gene Ontology annotation, biological process: mitotic spindle assembly checkpoint signaling; meiotic sister chromatid cohesion, centromeric; protein phosphorylation. Gene Ontology annotation, cellular component: nucleus. The transcript is spliced from 25 exons. The record is from RefSeq and is a predicted model, not a curated record. Lineage: Eukaryota; Metazoa; Nematoda; Chromadorea; Rhabditida; Ancylostomatidae.
AUGGACUCGUUCAAACUACUUUUGCAGGAGGUGAUGCAGAAGCCGAGCGUUGCAGGUCUACAAAUGAUUUGCUCGCAAGUUGAAGCAUGGGACAAUUAUAUGCCUGGCAAAGUUAAAGAGAUGGCACACAGAGCUAUUACUACGUUUGUAUCGGAGGGCACUUUAGCCGCUGAAGAGGAUUUGCUCCGUUUGUACAGAAUAUUAGGCAAAUAUAGCAAGAAAAUGGGGGCGGCCAUGGUCUUCGAAAAACUAGACGAAACUGGUCGAUUUACGCACUCACUCAAGUUCCAUCUUAUUUGGGCCGAAAGCUAUGCAAAAACGGGCGAUUUGACCAAUUUCUCCAGAGUUUUAAAUCUUGCGAAGAACCGACUAACUCAACUAUCUACAUAUGAACUGGAAUCAGGAUUCAGGGAUCUCGCCGACCAGUAUCUGCAAGCGGGUGAUAUUUUUAAUGACGAGGAAGAGACCAUGGCAUGUUUUAACAUCAAAAAGUCUGAUCUGAAAGCAAAAAGAUCUCGACGCCGUUCUUCCCUUGCGGUUAUUGAAGCACGUGCUAAAGACACGUUCAUAUCUGCUGAUGCCCCAAAGACUGCAUCUUUUGGCCCUAACACUCGCACCAAAUUGCGUUUCGAGUUGAUCGACCGUCCCAACGAUUCGUACAUUGCUCCGUCUCUGGAAGAAUUCAGGGCAGCCAUGGUGGCUGACGAGCAGAUGGCCGAUGGAUGUGAUAUUGUUGAUGAUGUGCCUAUGGAUAUUACCGUCACGCAACCUGAAACAAUGAUAAUUCGACCACAUCCGCAGAGCAUUCCUGAGUCGAAAGAGGUGGGGUUUCCUGUUUUAAAAGCGACAUACCACGAAUUUGACGAGCAUGGUAAGCGUAAUAGAAUAUUGGAAACAGUAGUGGAAUGUGAUUCGGACUUCUCGAAUGACGACAAGCGUAGAAGAGUCCUUUCUCCGACCAUCCCCACCCGUGAAAGUGUGUUCUCCUCGCGCAUGCAGAAAUCGUCUCCACCGCCCAAGGAAUCCUCUGCGGCCACUCGACCUCCAUCAACAUCUGAAUUCCUUAGUGGCUCUUCCUUCACCGAAAAGGCGUACAGUGAUAUGAAGGCAAUGUUUUCUGACACAGUAGUUAUUAGCAAAGGAGGUCUACCUGGAAUUACUGAUGAAACUACACUUCCGGUUGCUGCUCCAGCUGUUGAAGCUUUCGAAGUUUACGUCGACGACGAUUUGUCUCAGCGCACUGUGGUGAAUUCGGAAAACAUCCCUCGUGAAGUCAAUUUUCCGCGUCAGUCAGAGGAACGGAUUCCUCUUCAGCCUAUUUCAGUUCGUGCUGAUAGCAAAGCUAUAGGAGAUGCAAAGGACAAAAACGAGGAGGCAGUGGAUCGCUUUGAUUUACCUAUGGAAAGCAUGCCGCUUAAAUCGAAGAAGCAGUUGUUCAUUGAAGACGAAGAAACAAUAGCAGGAGCGAAAUUCACCAUGUUGGGCAUUGAUAAGAAGCUUGAACGUGGCAUUGUAACAUCUACACCUGCUCAUCCGCUGACUCAUCCUCCUACACACGAAGAUUUUUUUGCACCACUUAAUCAUGUAUUGGAAGAACAAAUGAAGAAAGAGCAAGAUGAAGAAGAGAUUUAUGCUCAGUCGACAUUCGUGAAGAGACGUUCCAUUGCACCUCCGAAAACGAUUACCGUUGCGCCAAAACCUUCCGUUGCCAGGCCAAGAACGGUGCAGGCUGCUGAACGUUCGAUGGAAUUAGCACUCGACAAAAUGAAGAUAGGUGAUUCUCAAGAAGUAGAGCCGAACUCGGAAUGCGAUGUCGAUCUUGAAGACCACGACAAGACUGGAGUGGGACUUGUUGACGAAGCAGUCACUAGUGUGAUGAAUCCAUGGGAUAGACAACUUCGAUGUGAGAUCUUGAAAAAGAGCCACAAACCCUGCUACCAGCAUGAGUUUGAUACGACGUGUCCUCGAGUUGCGCCAGGAAAAUCUGUCAAUUUCGGAGGAGAAGUAUUUAACAUAGUUGAACUUGUGGGUCAGGGAGGUUUUGCAAAAGUUUACAAAUGUACAAAUGAGGAGAAGAGAACGCUGGCACUCAAAUACGAAAUUCCUCCUUGUCCUUGGGAAGUGUACAUUUGUUCUGAAGUGAAAAUGCGUAUCGAUCGCUCAAAACAAUUCAUCCUUGAUAGUGUUAUGGAGGUCACAGAGGCUUACGUUUUCACCAAUGCAUCAGUCCUGUUCAAUCAGUAUCAUCCUCAUGGCACACUCUUGGAUCUCUCGAACAAAUGGACUGAUCCCAGUUGGUAUAUUGUUGCAUUGAUCGCCAUUCAGAUCGCUAAGAUACUUCGUGAACUACAUGCUGUUAAGAUUAUCCAUGCAGAUAUCAAACCUGACAACUUUAUGAUUCUUGGAAAGUUGAGUGACUCUCAUGAGAAUAUCGAGAAAAUUCUCUCGACGCCAAUACUGAAGUUGAUAGAUUGGGGUCGCGCUAUUGACAUGCGAGUGUUAGCAGGUCAUACUUUCACAGGAAGAGCGGGUACCGAGAAAUUCGAUUGUUCAGAAAUGCUGGACGGGCGCCCGUGGACCUAUCAGACGGACUAUUUUGGCUACGUAGGCACACUGCAUGUAUUUAUACAGGGAAAGUAUGCCGAGAUUGUUAAGCAGAAUGGCAUCUUCAAAGUGAAUGGUUCCAUGAAAAGACGCUUGGCUGUUCGUGAAGUGCUGGAAGCUACGUUCAUCGAGUUUUUGAACAUUCCCGAUUGCGAACAUAUGCCUAGCUGGGAUGUUGUCAUUCAUAAGAUGGAAAAAGAGUUUGGCGCUAGAUUCUCGCCGAUGGAAUGGCGUCAGGCAGUUGCACGCUUCAACUCAUUUAUACCAUAA